AUGAGGCAUCUCUGCACGUCGGGCGAGAUCCGGGUCGAAAUCUUGAGCUGCGGGGCCAAUAGUGCUCUCCGAUUCAAAGCCAUCCGAUUCAAAAUUUGGCGCGCUCCGGGAAAUUCCAUUGAAAUCAGCUGUGCGGAUGCACCGCAUGAACAGAACCAUGCGCGAGUGGAGCUCUGUCAAUUCUCGGGAAUGUUGGUCUCUCGCAGUUUUCUCUUGCCGUUCCACGCGCGCCGCGGUUUCGCGAUCGACAUAUUGGCGAACACCUCCUUGUACCUCCGGGGAAGAGCGUCAGAGAAAAAGCGAUCCUUGGUAUUGCCGUACUUCGACCUAGUGAAAAUCGUAAACAAUGCUCCUGAAAUCGAACGUCAAGCCCAGCUGAGAGGGCGCAUCCUGGAUCUCUCUCCUCUGCGCGACGCCGCUCGGAACUACACGGUCAUUCGCAAGGAGCUCAUGAGACUCGAGGCUGAAACGACAAAAUUAGAUCUUGAGGAAAGGAGGACCCGUGAUAUAGCCGUAACAGCCAAAUUGAGAGAGCUGCGAGCUGUCUUGCGGAAUGUGAAGAGUGAAUUCUACAAAGUAGACACAAUUUGUGCGCCCCUGCUCCUCCAAACGCCGAACAUGAUAUUGACGAAAAACAUCGAGCCGAUUACUUCGCUUUGUAAAACUUACGUCCCACCGCGUGAUCUCGGAUUCGAACCGAAGAGCCACGUGGAAUUAGGGGGCCGUAAUCUACAAUUCAUGAAUCAGACACUCUGCUAUCUUUUGGAAGACCUCGCGGGUCUCGAACAGAGAAUCUGCGAUCUGUUCAUCGACAAACUAGAUCAGACAGGCCGCACGCCCGUGUCAGGGCCCGAUUUCGUGGUCGACACGAUUGUUGAAGGCGCUGCCACAGACAACAAUAUAAUUGUAGAAGAUCAGGAGAGCGGUGGACACCAAAUGCAUCUCACUGGGGGAAGCAGUCUAGAGGCCUUCUGUGCCCAAUUCGUCCGGCUGGACACCGGAACGGAACUCAUGCGGCAGUACGCUUGCGCUCGCUUCUAUCGGGAAGGAAGCGUCGAAGGAGGUCUCUACACGCUCUCGCAGUCAACGAGGGUCUCCGCGUUCACAGGAUCUGAUAGGGAAGUUCUGGAUGAUGUCCACGAGCUACUUCGCCUGCUGGUCGAAGUCUACGCUUCUCUGGAAAUACCUUUCCGGUUGCGAUUGGUCGAUCCGCCGGAGCUGUCCUUCGUGGAGCAGCUUCGGGUGGAUCUGGAAAUAUGGAGUCCUUUCGAGAAAACUUGGAAGCCGGUUGCCCACGUCGCCUCUCACGGACAAUUUAUCGCUAGCCGAUUGACAAUGAUUUCGAGAGGGGAACCCAUGUUCACAAUGUUCGGGGUUUGCGCCGACGCUCAGAGGAUCAUCGGGCUACUUUUAGAAAACCAUCAGAAUCCGGACGGUACUUAUUCAAUGCCUAAGCACCUAGUGACCUGCUGACGGAUCUAGGAGAUUUGGAUGGGCUCAUGACGGUGAGGUGACGAGGAACUCCAGCGAACUCACCUGGCGUAUGUGCCUUUCCGAUACGUGCGUUGCCACGGGCUCCGAUGAUUCUGCAGGACGUAUUUUUUUGGCAGCAAUAAGACGACGGCACCCUCGAUAAUGCCAGAUGUUCCGCAGACACCGCUGCUCCGUUUACAGUAGCGACAUUUCCCAAAGAAACACCAUUCAUCUCCUGAAAUUAGGAAUGUGUUCAAUAAAAGCUGAGCUGG
This is a messenger RNA of Galendromus occidentalis (western predatory mite), 1745 nucleotides long. RefSeq names its product Seryl-tRNA synthetase-like insect mitochondrial protein (gene Slimp). The transcript is spliced from 5 exons. The record is from RefSeq and is a predicted model, not a curated record. Gene Ontology annotation, molecular function: serine-tRNA ligase activity; ATP binding. Bases 1 to 1473 code for a protein of 490 amino acids. Gene Ontology annotation, biological process: seryl-tRNA aminoacylation. Lineage: Eukaryota; Metazoa; Arthropoda; Arachnida; Mesostigmata; Phytoseiidae.